UUGGGAUUUGUUCAGCCCCUCGGAUCAAAGGGAAAGAGGAAUGACUGAGUUUGACAUGGCGUUGUGUUGUGUAGUAGAAUUUGUGUGAAGCACUACCAGAAUGGCGUCCGCGAGCAAAUCCCCUGACAGCAACGUGGACGAUGAGUUCGCGCUGUGGAACUACGAGGAGCGGCUGGCGACGUUCGCGAAACACAGCUGGCCAUUUACUGUCGAUUGUACUUGCACGCCUGAAAACAUGGCUAAGGCUGGCUUCUUUCACAUUCCCAGUGCCAUGGAGCCAGACUUGGUGCGAUGCUUUGUCUGCCAGAAGGAGCUUGACGGCUGGGACCCUGAUGAUGAUCCUUGGUCUGAGCACAAGUCACACUCUGCCAAGUGCCCUUUUCUACUACUAAGUAAGGAUAUUGGCAAGCUGACUGUCAAAGACUUCCUUGCAUUGGAGCUGAAGAGACAAGUGGCCAGAGCGGAAUUCUUCUGCAAGCAGGAGCUGGCUCAGUUGAAGAAGGAAGCAGACGUAUGCCGGAAAGAACUUGACAAACUAACGUAACGGCCCAGUCACCCUUCGCUGGAACGAGGGUGUCAGUCAGUAUCCAGUGUGGUGUGUCAGUGUGUGUGCCCAUAACCCAUUACCGGUGUGUCAGUGUGUGUGUGUCAGUGUGUGUGUCCGUAACCCAUUACCGGCGUGUCAGUGUGUGUGUGUGCGUGUAUGUGUGUGCCUAUCACCCAUGGUGUGUGUGUGUGUGUUUGUGUGUGCCCAUCAUCCAUUGCUAGGCGAUCAAAGUUAUAACUGGUGGUGGUGGUGGUGUGGGUGGGUGUGACUCUGUAUGUGCAAUGUCUGUUCUAGCAUUACUUUCUUCUUGUCCUUGAUUUUGUUUAGGCUGUGGUUGUCUGCCACCGACGACCUGUAUUGUCAAUGUGCAUGCUGAAAAAUCUUCCCAAUCACUAGUUACCAUUAGUAAUGUAAUAUCUCUCAUGAAAUAGACCCUGGUCAAACCUGCAGCCUCGCCUGCAAGCAACAACGUCAUCUUUAAAAUCACUUCAACUAGAUCAUCUCUGGAGCGUAUUCACUGCUAACCAAGACACAUAACUGUCAAGCUCGGACUUCUUUCUCUAGUUGAGGCGCUGCCGAUUGAAUUCGCCCGCUGUGCCCCGUGCGCUUAUCCCGUAAUGGUUCUGCUUACAUCAUAACUGCAUAGCACCGCACUGCGGCAAUGAUUUGGAUCAUCAUAAUCAAUAUCUACAUGCA
Messenger RNA from Sycon ciliatum, 1243 nucleotides. Its product is annotated as baculoviral IAP repeat-containing protein 5.2-like. The transcript is spliced from 4 exons. The record is from RefSeq and is a predicted model, not a curated record. Bases 101 to 544 code for a protein of 147 amino acids. NCBI's taxonomy places the organism in Eukaryota, Metazoa, Porifera, Calcarea, Leucosolenida, Sycettidae.